Messenger RNA from Vicia faba (fava bean), 1008 nucleotides. The record is from the annotation of a GenBank genome assembly. Lineage: Eukaryota; Viridiplantae; Streptophyta; Magnoliopsida; Fabales; Fabaceae.
AUGGAGAGGAUGUUAAUGAAAGGAAUUUAUAGACUGAACACUCCUUCUACUAAAAUUCACUCACUACCAUUCCUCCAAUUUCGAGCCUCUCUCUCCGUCGCGGGCGAUUCAACCAUGUCGACCAACUCAGUCCGAGUCGCCACGGGCGAUUCAACCAUGUCCACGAACUCAGUCCGAGUCGCCGCGGUUCAAAUGACUUCCAUCACGGACCUCGCUGCCAAUUUCACCACCUGUUCCCGUCUUGUCGAAGAAGCUGCAUCAGCUGGAGCGAAAUUGCUUUGUUUUCCUGAAGCGUUUUCCUUUGUUGGUACUAAUGAUGGUGAUAGUGUUAGAAUUGCUCAACCUUUGGAUGGUCCAAUUAUGGAUCAAUACUGCUCUUUAGCCAGAGAGUCGAGCAUUUGGUUGUCGCUGGGAGGGUUUCAAGAAAAAGGAUCUGAUUCACAACACUUGUUUAAUACACAUGUUAUUGUAGAUGAUACUGGCAAGAUUCGAAGUACUUACAGAAAAAUACACUUGUUUGAUGUAGAUGUUCCUGGUGGAAGGGUGUAUAAAGAAAGUAGUUUUACAGAAUCUGGCAAGCAUGUUGUUGCCGUAGACAGUCCCAUUGGGCGUUUGGGCCUUAGUGUUUGCUAUGAUUUGAGAUUUCCAGAUAUUUACCAGUUGUUACGUUUCCAACAUGGAGCGCAGAUAUUGUUGGUGCCUUCAGCAUUCACUAAAUUGACUGGUGAAGCACAUUGGGAAAUUCUUCUUCGUGCUCGUGCAAUCGAGAAUCAAUGCUAUGUCAUAGCUGCUGCACAAGCUGGCGCACACAAUCACAAAAGAGAAAGCUAUGGCGACACAUUAAUUAUCGAUCCAUGGGGAACCGUUGUUGGUCGCUUACCAGAUCGUUCGUCUACGGGAAUUGUGGUAGCUGAUAUUGAUCUGUCAUUAGUUGAUUCAGUAAGAGAGAAGAUGCCUAUUGCUGAGCAAAGGAAGUCAUUUCAGUUCUGGAAAGCUGCAGCUCUGUAG